Molecule: messenger RNA, 1769 nt
Organism: Salvia hispanica
Lineage: Eukaryota; Viridiplantae; Streptophyta; Magnoliopsida; Lamiales; Lamiaceae
Product: UPF0481 protein At3g47200-like
Source: RefSeq, a predicted model, not a curated record
AGCAAAAAGUCAUAAAAAGGAAAAAAGAAGAAAGUCGAUAUCACAAAUUAAUAUCAUAAUCAUCUCCAAAGAUCCAAAAUCAAGAGAGAGAUCAGAUCGAAAAUGGUUGCAGUUUUCAACAAAGAACUCCUCAGUUGGUACCUCAUCACACUCAAGCUCAAUCAAGCAGUAGAAAAUGGCCUCCAAAAUGCUCAAAGCCCCUCCACAAAUCCACCUCCCAUCGAUUUCCCAGACCAUCCACCGCAUAUACACGAAAAUCAACCUUUAAUCACUCCCGGCGAGGCGGAGUCGGAGUGGGUGAUCGCCAUCAAAGAGAAGCUAGAUCAGGCCCGAGCCGACGACGGCGCCGGCGCGUGGGCGAAGCUCUCCAUCUACCGGAUCCCGCAGUGCCUCCGCGACAGCGACGACAAGGCCUACAUUCCGCAGACGGUGUCGCUCGGGCCGUACCACCACGGCCGCAAGCGUCUCCGCGGAAUGGAGCGCCACAAGUGGCGUGCCCUCCACCACGUCCUGAAGCGGACGGGCCACCGCGUCGAGCUGUACCUCGACGCGGUGAAGGAGCUCGAGGACCGCGCCCGCGCCUGCUACGAGGGCGCCAUCGGCCUCAGCAGCAACGACUUCGCGGAGAUGCUGGUCCUCGACUCCUCCUUCGCCCUGGAGCUCUUCCGCGGCGCCGCGCAGGGCUUCGCCAGACUGGGCUACUCCCGCAGCGACCCGGUCUUCGCCAUGCGCGGCGCAAUGCACUCCAUCCAGCGCGACAUGAUCAUGCUUGAAAACCAAAUUCCCCUUUUCGUCCUCGACCGGGUCCACGCCAUCCAGCGCCAGGCUGGCGACGGAUCCUCCGUCGCCAGCCUGGCGCUUCGGUUUUUUGAUCCGUUAAUGCCGACGGACGAGCCGCUGCCGGCCGCGAACGCGGCCGGCGGCAAUGCCUUCGACCCGCUGGCGGACCAGGGCGGACUGCAUUGCCUGGAGGUGUUCAGGCGCAGUCUGCUGGCAGUCCGCGCAGGGCCGAAGCCCGCCCCGCGUGUCUGGAUCAAAAAAUGGUCCCAUGCUGGGCGGGUGGCGGACAAGCGCCGUCAGCAGUUAAUCCACUGCGUGACGGAGCUGAAAGACGCCGGGAUCAAAUUUAAAAGAAAAAAGACAGACAGAUUCUGGGACAUUGACUUCAGCAAUGGGGUGCUGAAAAUACCGCGGCUGCUGGUGCACGAUGGGACAAAGUCCUUGUUCCUCAACCUUAUCGCGUUCGAGCAGUGCCAUCUGGACUGCACGAACGACAUAACGUCGUACGUGAUAUUCAUGGACAACCUCAUCGACUCCCCGGCCGAUGUGAGCUACCUGCACUACUGCGGCAUAGUGGAGAAUUGGCUGGGGAGCGAUGGGGAGGUGGCGGAGCUGUUCAACCGGCUGUGUCAGGAGGUGGUGUUCGACAUCAACGACAGCUCGCUGUCGAGGCUGUCGGAGAAGGUGAAUAGGUACUACGAUCACCGGUGGAAUGCGUGGAGGGCGAGUUUGACGCACAAGUAUUUCAAUAAUCCGUGGUCGAUUAUAUCCUUCAUUGCUGCGAUCGUCUUGGUGAUGUUGACUCUCGCGCAAACCUUUUAUGCCGUCUAUGCUUACUACUUCCCUCCUUCUUGAUUGCUGAUUUUUUUCGUUUGAUACACUUUAUACAAUAGUCAAUUGUGAGUGAGUGGGAGUCGUUUGAUUCAUUUGGAAGCGUGCCACAAAAUUUUGGUUGUAAUAAAUACAAUAGUGAGAGUGAUUUGAUUCAA